This is a messenger RNA of Triticum turgidum subsp. durum (durum wheat), 543 nucleotides long. NCBI's taxonomy places the organism in Eukaryota, Viridiplantae, Streptophyta, Magnoliopsida, Poales, Poaceae. The record is from the annotation of a GenBank genome assembly.
AUGGAUUAUAAUCUGCAGGUCAUCCACAGAAGUGUACGGGCAGGACAAAAGCGUCUUGGGCAGCUAGCCAAGUGGAAAACAGCCGAGGAGGUUGCUACACUAGUUCGAUCACUUCCCGUUGAAGAGCAACCAAAGCAAAUUAUUGUGACAAGGAAGUGUAUGUUGGAAGUCCAUGUGUCAUUCCAAGCUUGCUUGAAGAUCGACAAGUUUUCUCUCAAGGCUACGGAACCGCAGAUGGUUCUUUAUAACAUAUACGAUGACUGGUUGAAAAGUAUCUCAUCCUACACUGCAUUCUCUCAUCUUGUGCUUAUACCACGAGCAUCACAUGUCAAUAAUGAGAAGGCCAAGAUGUUGCUGAAGCCCGACAAGGCAAUGGGUCUCACUCUUUCAGAUUAUGGAAAGAAAAACAAUGUUAAUACUUCUGCUCCACCGUCACAGCAGAGGCAACAGAUAGCCGAGAUUGAGAAACAGGAUUUGACAUCACAUGCUAAAAUUUUGGAGAGAAGAACAAGCAGUGGGAUGGUGACAAGUGCAUCAUUUUGA